UUAGACCUCUAGUCUGUUCUACUCUUCUAGGAAAUUCGCAAUAUAAACUUGCGUUAGUGGAUCUUGGUGCAAAAAGCAUUGCCAGUAGUUUCGUUCACCGUUGAAGGUAAAUUUUGGAAACAAAAAUAUUCACAGGAGUUAACAAGCCGUUUGUAUUGGAGGACUUUUCAUCGUGAUUGUGAUCUGGAUUCUGGGUUUUUCUCUAGAAGUCAGAAGAGAUUGAAUAGCAUCAUGCCAUGUUGGUAUUAUGAGAAGGAGGAUCUGGAACAUACACCAUCUAUCAAGGAUGGGAUAGAUCCAGGCACUGAGGCUCGUUAUCGCAGAGAGGGCUCACGUUUUAUCAUUGAGGCUGGAACUACACAGAAACUACGUUAUGACACCAUGGCAACUGGAGUUGUGUACUUUCAUCGUUUCUACAUGUUUCACUCAUUUAAGGAGUUUCCCCGAUAUAUCAUGGGUGCAGCUUGUCUGUUUCUAGCAGGUAAGGUUGAGGAAACCCCCAAGAAAUGCAAGGACAUCAUCAAGAUUGCAAAGAAUAUCCUUUCUGAACAACACUUUGCUGCUUUCGGUGAUGACCCCAAGGAGGAGAUCAUGACACAUGAAAGGAUCCUUCUGCAGACCAUCAAGUUUGAUCUUCAGGUAGAACACCCUUAUAGCUACCUCCUCAAGUAUGCCAAGACAUUUAAGGGAGACAAGGAUAAGAUACAGAAGCUGGUUCAAAUGGCUUGGACCUUUGUGAAUGACAGUCUGUGCACCAGACUAUGUCUGCAAUGGGAGCCUCACAUUGUAGCAGUGGGAUUCCUCUACCUGGCAGGCAGACUGUCCAAGAGUGACCUGAUGGACUGGUCAGGCAAGUCUAGCAAGAGCAAGUGGUGGGAGCAACUGACCGAGGAUAUUUCUCUGGACAUCAUGGAAGAAAUCUGUCACAAGUUGCUUGACUUGUAUGCAGCUGGUCAGCACAAAGGACCUACUUCUCAAGGUACUCCUACCAAGGCUCCUCCUCCAAAGAGACCUAAACCUAAAUCAGCACAAGAUGGAAGCCAUGGAGAUCCAAAGGCAAAGAUGAUCAAACAAGAGCAUUCAAGAGAGAAGCAGAGACAUCCACCUCCUCCUCCCCCAUCGGCCGGAACAGCGCCCCCUGUCCAUCCCUCUCAAGCCAAUGCAUUGCAUGAGAGGCGCCAAGCAUCACCAGCACCCCCUCCACCUCCUCGUGUGCAUACCAGUGGAUACCCUUCAAAUGCCAGUACUCACAAACCCCAUCCGGGUUCCUCUGUACUACCACCACCACAGCCACCUCCUCAAAAGCAGGCACCACCUCCUCAACAGCAGGCACAACCUCAUCAAGCCCCUCCCCUCCAGGUACCUCCUUAUCAAGCACCUCAACAACAGGCACCUCCCCCUCAGGCACCACAUGUCCCUCACCAGGUACCACACCCAGCCACACAUAUAGUGACACACCCAGUGCCAACACCAGUCCCUCAUAGUGCACUGCCGCACCAGCCCCUACAAACCCAGCACCAUCAACCCCCAGUUAUGCAUCAUCAACCACCCCAACCAGCUCUGCAGACAGCAGUGCCACAGGUCCCACCACCACCAGCUACAGUGACACACCCAAAUCCUUACCAGCAGGUACCAGCCUAUACGCACCCAAAUCCCCCAGUAUCCACAUAUGCAGCACCUCAAUACAGUGCCCCACACUACUCCACUGGAUCGGUCCAGCCACCAAUGUUACCACCAGCUACCCAAACACAACCGGUGAUUCCACCUCCAGCGCCUGCACCUGCUCCUGUAUCAAGUUCAGGUCACCUGCCACCCUCUCAGCCACCAUACCAGAUCCAAGGGCAGUUUAUGAACCACCCUCCACCUGCAGCCAUGCCGCACGCCUACAGGCCACCUCCAGCAACUACCCCUGCCCAGCAGUACCAUCAGCCACCACCCGUACAAUCUGCUGUACCCCAGCAACCACCCAUCUACCGGCCACCGCCGCCAAGACCUGCCGUACCAGGAAUGCCACAGACAACGGCAACCAUGCCACUACAGUUUCCUCCUCGUCAAUUACCUCCUCCAGGCCAACUACCUCCAAACCAAGCACCACCCAGCUUACCCAAUCAGUAUCAACCCCCCACUCCUCCUAUUCCUACUCCCACCACUCAAUACCGAUCCCACACACCACCGGUGUCCCAUCCAGUGGCUCAAUCCCAGUACAGCUUCUCAAGAUCUCAGUCAGAUGAGACAACCCCUUUCCCAGCUGUGCCUCCAACAGCAACUUCUGCUGCCCCUCCUCCUCCAGGUAUAGUACCCAACUACCCACCCCCAACCAGCAGCCAACCGGCGCCCGGUCAGCCUCCUCUUGAUAAGUCCAUGAUGAGCAUUGCCCAGGAAUACGCUGCCCAGCAGCUACAGAGUUUGGGGGUGCCUCGCAAUGUUGCCAUGCAACCUGUGUCCGGCUUUGUUGGGCAGCAACAGCAGCAACAGCAGCAGGGUACUACCAAUCAACCACCUGGUACAGUAGCGCAGCAGCCACAGCAGCAACAGCAGCAGCAGCAACAACAGCAGCAACAGCAGCAACAGCAGCAAGGUAGCUACACAACUGGACUGGCCACUGUUCGUAUAACUGGUCGAGAAAUGAUGGGUAGGAGGCCCUCACAUGGUAGUGCAAGUAAUACCUAUAGAUGAAGUUCUGUUAAUUUUAUGGAUAUUUGAUUUGUAGUUUCAGGCACAAGUAAUAGUUGAUUAGAUAUCAGUAAAUUUACAAGAUUAAAGCUACUUGUGAAAUGGAUAAUAGGUAAUGUCAGAGGUAGAGGUGUCAUUGGCUAGUGGAUACGUCACUGGACUGUGGAUCACAGGGUGUGCAAGACAUUGAUUUACCACAAUUUGCCACUCUCCACCCAGGUGAAGUAAAUGGUUACCCGGUAGGACAAAAUUCUUUGAAUGCUUUAACGCUUUAUAAUGUCGGCUCAGCUACAGCCGGGUAAUGAUAUGAUAAUUUGUAUUAAGCGCAGUAGAGUAUAUUCAUAUAGUAGCUGGGCUAUAUACAGUUAACAACUAAAUUAUUCAUACCCCUUGUAAAUUGGAUGUUUUUUUUGUUUUUCAUAAGUCAAGAAUGAAAGGUGGACUGGUUGAAUUAGGGUCUUUGUUCAAAACUUUUAGAUGUAAGCUAUAAUGUGUCACAUUCUCAAGAAAUAUAUAUUGGGACAAAUCCAAUUUUUUCACAUACAUAAACAAAUUACAAAACUUGGCAAGGGAAUGAAUAAUUUAGUUGUUAACUGUAGAUGUAUCUAUUAUUGUUAAUAUUAUUAGAAUGUGAAAUGCAAUGGAGAAUGGCAUCUAUCCAUGUACAUGUAUGAAUAGAGAGGUGGAUAUAUACUGGCUUGAAACUUUCGAAACAUCUUUGGCAAAAUGCAUAUUACUAAGACAAGGAUAAUGGUUGGUUAUUAUUAUCCAUAUGAAAAUAAGAUAUGUUACUUAUGGAAAAUGUGUAGCUCAAGAUACAUCUCCUUUGUGCUUCAUUAAGAUGUUCUCAUUUCAAAAAUAAUGUUGUUUUUUUUCCUUUUUAUUGAAAACCAAAAUCACUAUGGAGGACUGUCAUCCAAAAAUGAAUUAGGAAAAAAAUAUAUUAUGAAAUUGGCACAACUUUAGCACCAAUUUUAUUUUGAUGUUUUACAGAUGUUUUUGGUACUUUGAUUCAAAUUGUAUAUGCAUGUAGAUUACUGGGAUUUUUCUUUAUGAUUUAAGUAUGUAAAACAGUUGAAUGUUUGUUUGAUCUUUGAAUACUGGAAAGUCAAAAAUUUGUCAAGCUAUAUUGGCUAAUGAAGGAUUAUAAGAAUUUGAGAGGUAAGAAGUGCAUUAAGAAAUGAAUAAGGUACUAUGUUCAAAACCAAUUAAUCCUCUUCUAUUAUUCUUAUUUCAUUGAAACUGUUUUUUUCUUCUUCAAUAUUCGAUUACACAAGGAA
Molecule: messenger RNA, 3953 nt
Organism: Strongylocentrotus purpuratus (purple sea urchin)
Lineage: Eukaryota; Metazoa; Echinodermata; Echinoidea; Camarodonta; Strongylocentrotidae
Gene: ccnk
Product: cyclin-K
Exons: 9
Coding region: 232-2676 (814 amino acids)
Biological process (GO): positive regulation of DNA-templated transcription, elongation; regulation of transcription by RNA polymerase II
Cellular component (GO): cyclin/CDK positive transcription elongation factor complex; nucleus
Molecular function (GO): cyclin-dependent protein serine/threonine kinase activator activity
Source: RefSeq, a predicted model, not a curated record